This is a messenger RNA of Caenorhabditis briggsae, 891 nucleotides long. NCBI's taxonomy places the organism in Eukaryota, Metazoa, Nematoda, Chromadorea, Rhabditida, Rhabditidae. The record is from RefSeq and is a predicted model, not a curated record. Gene Ontology annotation, cellular component: mitochondrion. Bases 1 to 891 code for a protein of 296 amino acids. Gene Ontology annotation, molecular function: glycine N-acyltransferase activity. The transcript has 8 exons.
AUGAAGGCCACGCUUAUCGAAAUCACUACUCGAGAGAAUCUUCGCAGAGCUCAGGCUCAAUGCUCGCGCUAUGUGAACACCAUCUAUUUCCCAUUCUCGAUUCAUACUCAACUGGAGGAAAGCUUCCCGGAAAGCCCAGUUCGCGUAUUUGUCUACCCGAAUCUCUCCCAUCCAAAAAUGUUCUUCAUGUUCAAGAACAACGAGUACAUCAAGCCAACUCUUGCUCUCGCUCAAGUCAACGGAACCAGCAUGAACCGUCUUGAGCUCAUCGACCUCAUCAAUGAAUUCCGAACACGUGUAUUCGGCGCCAAGCGUCAACCUCAUCUUGUGAUUGCCGAGGAACACCUCAUUAAAAUGUAUGGAGUCGCCAUGCGCCUCUCUUCCACCGACUGGACCAACACCGAUCUCAGACUUUCUCUGUUCUACAUGACCGAGAACCAAAAAGCUCUUGCCAUGACCACCCCAUUGCCAAAUGUGCCAAACGGAUACUACUACGACGAGAUUGAGCCCACUGAGGAGGCUGAAAUCGUUAACGGCACUUGGAAACACGCGGGCGCCGGAGAUCUCGAACAAACAAUGGCCAAAUUGCUUCGAUUACCUUCGUCGUGCGUCCGCUUCAACGGUAAGCCGGUUGCAUUCGAGAUGAUCGACCCCGCCGGGUUCUUCAACAACCAGUACGUUUUCGAGGAUCAUCGCAGAAAGGGACUCGGAAAUGCUGUCGAGAUGGACUUGAUCCAUAAAACUGUUAGCCUCGGGUUUUCACCAUUCAAAACGGUUGCCAAAGACAACAAGAUUGUUUUGGACGCUUCCAUCGCCAACAAAUUGUGGACCAUGUGGGCCGAUGAGGACGGAAACGCCAAAACCGUUGUUUUCCAAACUUGGCAUUGCUAG